Nematolebias whitei (Rio pearlfish) is the source of this 1561-nucleotide messenger RNA. It is a transcript of the gene entpd3, whose product is annotated as ectonucleoside triphosphate diphosphohydrolase 3. Gene Ontology annotation, cellular component: plasma membrane. The record is from RefSeq and is a predicted model, not a curated record. Lineage: Eukaryota; Metazoa; Chordata; Actinopteri; Cyprinodontiformes; Rivulidae. Gene Ontology annotation, biological process: nucleoside diphosphate catabolic process. The transcript has 10 exons. The coding region runs from base 59 to 1561 and encodes 500 amino acids. Gene Ontology annotation, molecular function: UDP phosphatase activity; GDP phosphatase activity.
UCUCUUCCUGGAACCUUGUGGAAUCGAAUCCAAGACCUGGACCUCCUCUCAGCCUAAAAUGGCUUUAAAAAAGAAAGUGGGCUACAAGUGUCGCGUAGCAGGGGUUGUGUUUCUCCUGCUGGCUGGGAUUGCCGCCCUCGUUACGGUUGCCGUCAUCCAGAACACAUUGAAGAGUCAGGAGUACGGCUUAGAGUAUGGGAUAGUGAUUGACUCUGGUUCGUCCCGUUCCAAUGUGUUCCUGUAUGAUUGGCCUGGGGAGAAGGAGAACGAGACAGGAGUGGUGACAGAAACAAUCAACUGUAAAGUAGAAGGCAUAGCCAUCUCAGGGAUGAAGGUUAAUCCUCAGUUAGAUGCAGAAACAUGGAAAGGAUUUGAAAGUUGUAUAAAUAAAAUUAAAGGAAUAAUUCCUGCUGAGAAGUACAGAACAACACCUCUGUUUCUGGGAGCCACAGCUGGAAUGAGACUGCUACAUCAGAGAGAUGAACAGAAAUCCAAUGAAAUCAUGGAGAGUCUGAGAGAAUACCUGAGCUCACUGCCCUUCAAUUUCCAGAACGCUUCCAUCAUCACUGGACAGGAAGAAGGGAUGUAUGGGUGGAUCACAGUCAACUACUUGAUGGGAAACUUCCUGGAGAAAAACCUGUGGAACAAUUAUGUGCACCCACAUGGGUCAAAGACUGUUGGCUCCAUGGACCUUGGUGGAGCGUCAACACAGAUUGCCUUUCAGGUUGAGGAGAGUGGGAAUGGGCUGGACUACCUGAAGGUCAAACUGUAUGGUUACCACUACACUGUCUACACACAUAGUUUCCUCUGCUAUGGAAAAAAUGAAGCAGACAAGAGGAUUCUGGACAAAAUCGUGCAGGGAUCUUCUAACCAGUACCCCAUCAGAAACCCCUGCUACCCUAAAGGAUACAACACCACCAUGGUUGCGUCGGAAAUUUACGACUCGGAGUGCACCAAUAAACCCAAAAACUAUAGCCCAAACCAAAAUCUGUUUAUGGUUGGGGAUCCAGACUCGAGGAAAUGUGGAGAAAUUGUAAAGUCCAUAUUUGAUUUCAAAACUUGCUCUUCAUCACAGUGUUCCUUCGACGGAGUUGAACAGCCACCUGUCACCGGAGACUUCAAGGCGUAUGCUGGAUUCUUUUAUCUUGCCAGUGCUCUGCUUUUAAAUGGCACAUCAGAUCUGGAUCAGUUCAAUGCCUCAGUUGAAAACUUCUGCAACACACAUUGGACAGUGCUAAAAGAGCAGAAGCCAUGGAUCAAGGACAAACACCUCCGGACAUACUGUUACAGCACUCAGUAUGCCCUCACUCUCCUGGCAGAUGGGUACAAGUUUGACAAGGAGACCUGGAAAAAUAUUCAUUUUGAAAAAUCAAUAAAGGGUACCCACAUAGGCUGGAGUUUGGGCUACAUGCUGAGUUUGUCCAACAUGAUCCCGUCUGAAGUGAAGGAAAUCCCCCCACUGACAAACGCCGUCUUUGCUGGCCUCAUCUUUUUAUUUUCAGCGUUAAUCAUCGUGACUGCUGUUCUAGUGUUUAUCAUCCUCGUUCGCAUGUGCUACUGA